Monopterus albus (swamp eel) is the source of this 1935-nucleotide messenger RNA. RefSeq names its product centrosomal protein 89 (gene cep89). The transcript has 14 exons. Gene Ontology annotation, cellular component: centriole; ciliary transition fiber. NCBI's taxonomy places the organism in Eukaryota, Metazoa, Chordata, Actinopteri, Synbranchiformes, Synbranchidae. Gene Ontology annotation, biological process: mitochondrion organization; chemical synaptic transmission; cilium assembly. The annotation marks the transcript as partial. The record is from RefSeq and is a predicted model, not a curated record.
CGCUGAUUGGCUUCUCGUCUCACUUUAGCCAAUCAGCACCACUUUUGUAUCGACGUGCCUUCUUGUGUUGUAGCGUCUAGAUACGAUGAAUCUCAAACAAGCCAACCUUUUGAGUAUAAGUAGUUAGCAUGUUGGUACAGGAGGAUAGCUAACUUGAAACAUAUGACAAUGACAAAUAAAACGUUUGUAAUUAGACUGAAAGCAUACGCGGCAAACGAGUCAAGCGGUUUGACUAAACUGGAACAGUAACGUUGAAGUUAAAUUAGCGACGUUAAUUACCUAAAGUUAACGUUACUGGAGAGAGGGUCAAAACCUAUUUUCAUAAUGUUAAAAUUCAGCUUUAGGAAGGAAAAAGACAAGGAGUUUAAGCAUAUAGUUCAUGGUUUGAUCCCUGCGGCUUCCAUUGCUCCAAAGCCUGCAGUGCCUCGUACCCCACCACCCUGCAGCCCAGAUCCCUCACCUGAGAGACCCAGAUCAGCCUUAGCAGCAGCCAUCUUAUCUUCUUCACUCACUGGACAAACAUGGGCCAUCCCUCCUGUCCGACCAAGGUCUUUCUCUGAGAGUGACAGAUCAGACUCCUUCACAUCUGAACCAAACCUCAGCACAGCACUUAACACCAGAGACAGAUGGUCAGAAGAUUUGGCUGCCCGGCCAUGCUUGUCCUCCCCUGUCCACUCAGAGGAGGAGCUUGAAGACAAGGAAGAUGAGGUGGAGAAUGAAGAGGACAGGGAGGACCAUAUCUACCAAACUCUUGAUAGUGGGGAGAACGAUACAUUCACAGAACCUGUCUAUUCUCUGCCUCUAAAACUGAAGGCCAGAACACCCCAGAUGACUCAGAUGUCUGGCAGAAUAGUGCCUUCUCCAGAUUUCAGUGAGGACACCAGAGUUCCUUCUCCUGUAGCUAGCUGUGACUCCUCUAAGAAGAAAGCCCCUGUCAGGAAGAGCACUAGCAGUCAGAGAGAAGAUGUGCCAUCCCCACUACCAAUCUUAACCACUGACCACCCAGCCCAAGCCAUACAUCCAAAACACUCCAUCCUGCCAUCUCCAGAGCUCAGCAAGGCAUACAGUGAGGGCGUGAGGGAGGUAGUGCGGACCUUGCCAAAGAAGAAUACAAAGAUGGCUGAUGAACAAAAGCUACUAGAGGAGAGACUGCACCACCUAGAACAGGAGAUCAGUCACAGCAAAGCCUCCUCAAACCUGAGGUCAUCUGCAGGGUCUCAAGCAGAGCUACAAAACUUGAGGCAACAUGCUCAGGAGCUGGUGGAUGAAAAUGAUGCCCUCAAACUGACGGUGCACCGUCUGAAUGUGGAGCUGAGCCGCUACCAAACCCGCUUCAGAGCAUUGUCCAAACAGGAGAUCUCCAAAAUCAAUGGCCUACCAAAGACAGGGUCUUCUCCUCCCUGGCUGCUUGACAUGAAGUAUUUAUCACCUCUUCUAUUGGCCUAUGAAGACAGAUUGAACGAGCAAGAUGCACUUCUGCAAUCCACAGAGGAGCAGGUGAAGAGGCUGCGUGUUCAUGUAGAGGAGGUGAUCAAAGAAAAUGGAAGACUCCAUGAUGAAAUAGCAAAAAUUGGAGCAGUCAACCAGAAAGAUUGUCAUCAGUUACAGCAACAGGCUGUUCUCGUUUUGCAGGAGAACCAAGUUUUGAUUGAUCAGCUUGAAGCUCAGCAUGUUAAGGCCAAGGCUAACCAGAACAGACACCACUCUGAAGUAUCCAAGGUGUCUAAGAAGUUAAUGUUGUUAGAAGCAGAAAAGCAGAGCUUGCAGGACGACCUGGAAGAAAGUAGGAAGGAAGUGCAGAAAAAUAUGAGGGAGGUCCAAGUUCUGCAGGCCCGCCUGAAGGAUGCUGUCACAUGGGACGAACACUGCAACAUUGCUGGGAAACUCAGAAGGCAGUUGGAGCAACAGGACUGUAGGAACAUGAGUGAGAUGGAC